Molecule: messenger RNA, 846 nt
Organism: Tigriopus californicus
Lineage: Eukaryota; Metazoa; Arthropoda; Copepoda; Harpacticoida; Harpacticidae
Exons: 4
Coding region: 223-846 (207 amino acids)
Source: RefSeq, a predicted model, not a curated record
UGGUUACAUAGUAAUAUGCAAAACAAUGCGUCAACCAUAGAUGCUGAAACAGAAAUUGAAGAAAAUAGUACGUAAGUAUGGGCUUCCAUUACUCACCAUUCUUCUGCUGCACGCCCUUGAGCCGGUUCAGUUUUAGUUGAAAUUAUAUGCCCAGGUGAUUAGUGCCUUCCAUUAUUGGAGAAUCAAUUUAUUGCUCAUUAUAUAGUUUUGACUUCUAACGUUAUGGUCCCCGAACACCAUCUUUGGAUGUGUUCCACUCCAUUUGAAGCCUGGAAUUUGAUUGUGAGGCACGACAAUACCGGUUCUGUAGCUUGGUUUUCACCUAAUGACCACCUGGUUGGUCAAAUCACCGAUUCAUUAUAUUCAAUAGUUCAACAAAUCAGCGACUACAAAUCUUGCAAGGGCUAUUAUCACCUUCGAAUGGCUUGGCCAGAACUGGGAUACUUUAAUGAGUGGUGGCAGACGAGCAGCCCAUUGGAAGACUCGCCAGUGGUUGGAUUUGAGCCAAUUGCUCUCAGGUUCCCACUGAGUUUUGGUGGCCUGCGUUCUGAUGGUCCAUUAGGCUCACAAAUGACUGCUACCACGGGUCCAAACAAUGAGCUGUGGUACGCCCUUGGAGCCACUGAAGCAAUUGCUCUCAGGUUCCCACUGAGUUUUGGUGGCCUGCGUUCUGAUGGUCCAUUAGGCUCACAAAUGACUGCUACCACGGGUCCAAACAAUGAGCUGUGGUACGCCCUUGGAGCCACUGAAGGCCAAGUUGAUGGAGCAAUGCCUGGACCCCUGAAUGAUAGUGGUUUUGGCAUUGAACUCAAACACGUGGAACUUUAUGUCCUAAAGGAGUGCUAA